Hippocampus comes (tiger tail seahorse) is the source of this 6203-nucleotide messenger RNA. RefSeq names its product ankyrin repeat and sterile alpha motif domain containing 1Aa (gene anks1aa). Bases 625 to 4143 code for a protein of 1172 amino acids. Gene Ontology annotation, cellular component: cytosol. Gene Ontology annotation, molecular function: ephrin receptor binding. Lineage: Eukaryota; Metazoa; Chordata; Actinopteri; Syngnathiformes; Syngnathidae. Gene Ontology annotation, biological process: ephrin receptor signaling pathway. The transcript has 27 exons. The record is from RefSeq and is a predicted model, not a curated record.
CGCCUACUGUUACCGUUCACUCACUGUCACCUGAUGAGCUCUUGUGAAACGUUCCUGUUCACACCCACAGAGACAAUUUGACUGGUUCGAACAAACAUACAAAAAAGUGACAGGGGGUUACAGGAAUGACGUUCUCGUUAUUUUUCAACAAUUCGGUUCAUCGUUAAAUUGAACAUUAUCAACACGGUCUCUGUGCCCACUUGCGUUUGUGGCUCCAUCUGACCGAAAUCUCCAGUAUCGAGCUUUGAGCAGCUCGGGGAGGGUGUGUAUCGUGUAGUGUCCGGGGCUGUGCGCGUUUGUCUGCCUGCUGGGGGCUCGGCUUGGAGAUGCAGCAAGUGGGAGCAGAUUCGAGGAAGUGACGGACGCCACUCAAGGGACUGGCCAGAGGAAGUUUGCUCCAUGGUGGUGCCGUGCGCCUCAGCGAAACUUUUCCCCCUUUUCGGCACCAGCAGCAACGCCGUGGAGCGGGCGGACGAAGAGAUAAGAGGUGGAGGCAGCUUUUUGUUUGCCCACAAUUGAGGAAUACUAACUCGAGAUCGGGGGGAAAGGAGGGCUGUCGCAGAGGAAUUUCACAAGAAAAGCCCAUCCUUCUACUUUUUUUUUUUUUUUUUUAUCGCAUCCACAAUGGGGAAGGAGCAGGAGCUCCUCGAAGCGGCGCGCACGGGAAACCUGGCCGCGGUGGAGAAGCUUUUAUCCGGGAAACGACCGUCGGCUGGCACCGGCAGCGGGUUGUAUGGAACUGGUGGAAGCGGCAACAGUGGCGGCCACGCUGCCUCCUCGCAUCCGCUCUCCAGUCUGCUCAGCAUCUGGAGAGGUCCCAAUGUGAAUUGUGUGGACAGCACCGGAUACAGCCCACUCCAUCACGCUGCCUUAAAUGGACACAGUGAAGUGGUGGAAUUGCUCCUACGAAACGAGGCCUUGACCAACAUUGCCGACAACAAGGGCUGCUACCCUUUGCACCUGGCAGCAUGGAAGGGAGACGAGCAAAUUGUCAGGUUGCUCAUCCACCAAGGACCCUCCCACCCCAAACUCAACGAACAGAGCUCUGUAGACCAUAAAGAGUUCAAACGCUGCGGGCCCUUUGACCCUUAUAUUAAUGCCAAGAACAACGACAAUGAGACGCCACUGCACUGUGCCGCCCAGUACGGACACUCACAGGUAGUGCGGCUGCUGCUGGAAGAGCUGACCGACCCAACCAUGAGGAACAACAAAUUUGAGACUCCCCUAGACCUGGCUGCACUAUAUGGCCGGCUAGAGGUCGUCAAGCUGCUGCUCAGCGCUCACCCCAACCUGCUCAGCUGCAACACUAAGAAGCACACACCCCUGCAUCUGGCUUCCCGAAACGGACAUCUGUCUGUGGUGGAGGUGCUGCUUGAUGCUGGCAUGGACAUUAACUAUGAGACGGAGAAAGGCAGCGCACUCCACGAAGCUGCCUUGUUUGGGAAGAUAGAUGUGGUACAGAAGCUUCUCAGUGCAGGUAUCGAUGUGAACAUUUUGGACCAGAAGGGCUUGACAGCGCUGGACACUGUCAAAGACAUGCCCUCUCAGAAGAGCAGAGCAAUAGCAGGGCUUAUCCAAAGACUCAUGAGCGGAAAGCCUCCUGACAUCGACCUCCCCCCUCCACCAAUCCCUCCACCCCUGGACAGUCCGAGCCCUCGAAACAAGGGCGAUCUGGCAAAAGUGAACGAGCUCAUCUCGGGGCUGGCCCCGGGGCCUGAGGAGGAGAGUCCUUAUGAAGCUCUGUUUGAAGCUACCUCUUGCCAUUCUCUGGACAGCCUUACAAGCGGCAAAUCCUCGGACAGGGACUCUGGGAGGCCAGACAGUGAUGCGGGAAAGAAAGAUCGCUUGGUCCACUCAUCACACCCUGGCUCUGGUUUUGAAGAAGAGGUGAGCUCAGAGGCUGUCUUUACGAAUAGCAGUAUUGAUGAGCGAGGAGAGACUGCUGUGGAGGAGGAGGACCACACAUACGAGUUGUUACUGACUGCUCAAACCAAAGUCCCACCACCAAGCCAAGAGUCCCAAUUUCAUAAAGAUGAAAACACAUGUAUCCAGUCAUCCAACAGUGUCCUACCUCAGUGCAAAUCCAACACCCUGAAUAACUCUGGCACAGCAAACUCGACAAAAGAAACACUGCAUCCCUCAGGACGAGUGGACCUGCGAGUAUUAGAAGAUAACUCCCAGCUCAGCCCAGAUCAGGGUGCAGGUAUCCCAGAGCAGUUUACUGGACUUCUGCACGGAUCGUCUCCAGUGUUUGAUUGCCGUGAGGAGCCGUUCAGGAUUCCAGGUGUCUCGCCACCUGGUCAGAGCCAGUCGCAGUCAAGAGGCAAAGUGAAAGAGCAAGCCGUUUCAAGCCCACCUAGCCGUCCCAGUAUGGCUGCCAUCCUAACAGACUGUGAUCCAAAGGCCAUUUAUGCAACUGUGAACAAGGAGCCCAGGGACUCUGGAGCAGUGUCUGGUAGGAUGCGUCCUCCCGGGGACCUGAAGCUGGCCCGCAGCCUCUCCAAGUCGGACUCAGAUUUGCUUGUGUCGCCUCCGAGUGAGGAAGACGGAGGACUGGGCAACCGAAGUGAAUCUGUUUCUAACUGUAGCAGCGGGAAGAAAAGGCUUGAGAAAUCGCCGUCAUUCACCUCAGAAUGGGAUGAGCAGAAACUGAUGUCUUCUCCCAGCACAAAACCACCAGGAUCUAAUUCCUAUGACAGCAUAGAGAAGAUCAUGACGCUAAUUGGUGCUGGCAUUGACUUUUCCAGAGAUCAGCAAUACGCUACGCCAGGUGCCUGUGUCCGACUGCUGCAGCAGCCUGUUGGAGACUGGCUGGAGCUGGUGGGAUUGCCUCAGUACGAAAGCAAGCUGCUCCUCAACGGUUUCGAUGACCUUCACUACAUGGGGAGUAAUGUAAUGGAGGAGCAGGACUUGCGAGAGAUUGGGAUCUCAGACCCAGGCCACAGAAAGAAGAUCCUGCAUGCAGCACGUUCCCUACCCAAGGUGAAAGCACUGGGCUGUGACAGCAGCAGUUCCCUCUCCUCCUGGUUGGAGAAUCUGGGCCUGAAUGAGUACCUCCAUAACUUCCUGGCCAGUGGUUACCGCUCUCUGGACUGUGUCAAGAACCUUUGGGAACUGGAAAUUGUCAAUGUCCUCAAGAUUACACUGCUUGGUCACAGGAAGCGAAUUAUUGCAUCAUUAGCAGAGAGGCCUUAUGAAGAACCUCCCAUCAAGCCACCGCGGUUGUCUCAGAUCAGGUGCCAAGACCUCCCAGCAUCCCAGUCCUCAUUAUCACUUGGUCAGAUGGAGUCCUCCACGUGUCAGUCCAUGGAUCCUCUGCUUCCCGCCGGGGAACCAGUGAGGAAGAGAGUGCCAGAUAACAACUACGACGUCACCCAAAGACAUCGCAAUGAACGUCGCAGAUCACAUGAACGGCAAGAGGAGCGGCACCGGGAAUCUCGUCUGAUUCUUCGCCCACCUAGUCUGGCAGCUCCAUACGCUCCGGUCCAGAGCUGGCAUCAUCAGCCAGAGAAGCUCAUCUUUGAAUCCUGCGCUUAUGAAGCCAGCUACUUGGGUUCCAUGCUUAUCAAGGAGCUACGGGGCACUGAGUCCACCCAGGAUGCCUGUGCCAAAAUGCGGAGGUCAACAGAGCAAAUGAGAAAAGUCCCCACCAUUGUCCUCUCGAUUACAUACAAAGGCGUGAAGUUCAUUGAUGCAGCCAACAAGAAUAUCAUCGCAGAGCAUGAGAUCCGUAACAUUUCAUGUGCAGCCCAGGACCCGGAAGACUUGUGCACAUUUGCCUACAUCACCAAGGACUUGCAGACCAGCCAUCACUACUGCCAUGUGUUCAGCACUGUCGAUGUGAACCUUACCUAUGAGAUCAUCCUGACACUGGGUCAAGCAUUUGAGGUGGCCUAUCAGCUGGCUCUGCAGGCCCAGAGGACCAAACAGCAGCAGAACCUACCAGCGGGCGCUGCUUCAGAGCUCAUCGAGACCAAGUCCAGCCGACCUGUGCCCAAACCACGAGGAAGUGUUCGGAAGUCAGGGGGCGCCCUUUUGGAACAGGAGGGAGAUUCCCAGUCACAGAGCGGCGCCACGUGGCUCGUGGACCCCAAUGAACCAAAGCGUACAAUCAGCACUAAGUAUGAGACCACCAUAUUCUGAGUGGACCCCCCCACCCUCCCCUCUUCCUGACAUCUGAACUUGCGCCUGGUCUCAAUUUUUCUCCUUCCCAUUGCCCUUCGUGUGCCUUUCACUGCAACUCCAUCGACCCACCCAAUCAUUCCUUGAACACUUGUAGCAGUCUAAUGUUAUAAUUCCUCUUCCAGCUGGUAUUAUUUACACUGCCAGCCUGCCAAUCACCUUCACUGCUAGUUGCCUCUGUUUACCUUGUAUGCUCCCUGAACUCGCUACAAGACACCCUCACCCUGUUCCCUCCAAGCCCCAGUCAUGAAUCUCACUAUUGACUCCUGGUGAUAAGACGUUUUAUUUUCUCGGUGCUUUUCCUGCUCUGCUAGGGGAAGGCCGCUCUGAGGCUUUUCACUCCUGACACCCAUCGCUUUCCCACAGCUGAGAGGCUGCACACAUCUUGCACAUGGAUGCCCUGGUCCUGUUAUUAUUAUUCUUAUUUUUUUGUGUAUCACUGGGCUUGAACUAUUCUGUCUGCUUUACUUUCAGCAGUUAAUUGAGAUCCAAAGGAGGGAAACAUCCCAAAACACUGUGAUAUAGUCAUGUAGCUUAGCAUUGAAGCACUUUUACAUACUCCCCAAGUCUAGUGUAUCUUCCCAUGUUUUGGCCUUAUUUGGAAAGCGGAAAGGGGGGCUACAUCACUCUGUUAAUGUCUUUUAGUCCAGUUAGUUUUACUAAGUUUUAACUGUGUGCAUGUGUCAUCCUCCCUGUAGCUAAACAUGGCUGCCAGCCAGUAUUCAAGGACAACCCUUUUGAAUGAUGGUAGGAUGUUUUUUUGGGGGGAGAAAGGAGUAUUCCCGAACCAUCACCAGUCUGGAGAGCGGGGGUUGUUGGUCCGACAUCACAGCGUCUUUCACUUCAGUUUCACUUCCUGCCCAUCGGAGAUGUCUCAUAGCGUGCAGAGGGCGUGCUCGACACAGAUGUCUAUCUUGAUCUCCAAAAAGUGAGGAGUAUCUUGAGUGUUUGUGUGUGAGUGUUUUUAAGACACAAAAGUAAGUCAUAAUUUAAUUUGUCCUAAAUCAUCUCAUCCUCAACAUGUGUAACUGUGAUCAGCAAUCUUGUACGAAGGGGUGUCUUUAUUUCAACCAAACUAAAUUUACCAGAGGUAACACUACAAAGACUGUUUUCUAGAUAUGUAACAGGGUGCAGCUUUGGCAUUUGACCUUGUUGCCAUGUAUUGUGAUUUCAUAGGACAGUUGUCCUCAUGCAGCAACUUACUUUGUCUCCGUGCUCCUUUGUCCAAUUAAUCUUGUGUGAUUAUUCACCAAACCUGCCAUGCAGGAUGGUACUUCUUAGAUUUUUUUUUUUUUUUUUUGCUGCAGUGCAAAACUAAAUUAGGGAGAAGACUUCUCACUGUUAAUGGUACUGUACUUGCUGGCCAGCUGAUGAAUAUACAAUGAUAUCUACAUCAGCUAGGGUGCACUUUACAGUGCACUACAUAGGUAAGCGCAUCCAAGAAAUCAGCCACAGGUGAGUCAUAUCCGUAUUUCUUGUGUUCACUGAGAAAUGCAUAAAAAGCUUUCUUUUCAAAGUGGCUGUACUCGUUUAUGUUGAGCACUGUACACUCGUUUGGUACGUCGUCAGACCAGUGGGGUUAAAUUUAUGGUACACUGUCUUGAACAAGCUAAUGAGGGCCCCUUCAGCCAUCAGCAUGGUCCCAUUUUGCCUUUGCAUACCACUGAGGCGAAGAAUAAAUAUUUUGGGGCAAAUUUGAUGCAAAACAUAUUCUACAUGAAACUAGUGGUCUUUAUUUUGAUACUUGAAUGAUUUUUGCUUUUAUAGAUCUCUCUACAGUAUGUAUGUAUGUAUGUACAGUAUGUAUGUAUGUAAUUUUUGACUUAUGUCAAAAGAGAUUAAAAGGACUAUGUCUUAUAAAGUUACACAUAUCGUUGUAAACACCCUGCGUGAGGCUGAGGGAACACGAGGACCCUCACUUCAGAAAAAAAAAAAGAUUGUAAAUAAUCUUGGGCUUCCCGUUUUUUUUUAAUGAUUAUUUUCAUAAUUGUUCAAUUAAUAAAUUGCGCAGUUUGAGAGUU